Thunnus maccoyii (southern bluefin tuna) is the source of this 3455-nucleotide messenger RNA. RefSeq lists its product as uncharacterized. NCBI's taxonomy places the organism in Eukaryota, Metazoa, Chordata, Actinopteri, Scombriformes, Scombridae. The record is from RefSeq and is a predicted model, not a curated record. The transcript is spliced from 2 exons. The coding region runs from base 312 to 1613 and encodes 433 amino acids. Gene Ontology annotation, molecular function: mRNA binding; metal ion binding.
ACAGAGAUACGAUCAAAAGACAAGGAAUCCUAAAUUCAAAAUAGUAAGAUAAACUUUUCAUGGAGUUAGAGACCCUGAUGGCAGGUUUGAAAACACUGGCGAAAACAACUUGGGGCUGACUCAUAGCGGCGUGGGAGUGGCUAACAGCACUGUUAGGUUUUAAAUCCACACGUGGUCCGGGUCUUCGGCUUGUUUAGCAGCACAUACGCGACUGGAAACUUCUCACCGACUCAUGCCAGCGAGCUCCCCCACGUCUAUCACUGCUGGGGCAGACAGACGGGACCAGACGAAGCUUUUGAUAACUCAGCAAAAUGCCAUCUUACCCCCUCAACCAGUUUGCUGACCUGGAAGAGAUGAUGUGCAAGUUGUUUAACCUCGACCUGAGGGACCAGAGCAGGCAGCUAGCAUCCCUAAGUCUGGCGAUGAGAACACCAGGCUACAUCGGUCAACCACGCAGCAGCAACACAUCCUUUUCCCUCUCAUCCCUCUCCUGCCUCCCUACUGAUCCUUCAGACAGUGUAUUUCUGUCCUCCAGCCAGUGGGGGCAGCAGUCUGAAAGCCCUCUGCCUUCCCAGCUUCUCAAUUCCACCCAGUGGGGAAAGCAAGGCUUCCUGUCCCAGCGGUCAGUCAGCAUGGUAGAGACCAGCAGCACCACAGCAGCAAGUCUAGGUUGGCCAGGGACUGACAUAAAGCAUUCCCAAAGUGACAUCAGCCCCACUGCACUGAACACUAGCUCCUGCUCGUCCACCUCAUCCACUUCCUCUUCCUCAUCACGCUAUAAGACUGAACUGUGUCGCUCCUUUACUGAGAACGGCUUAUGCAAGUAUGGAGGGAAGUGCCAGUUUGCCCACGGGCCUGAGGAGCUGCGGGAUCUUAGCAGACAUCCGAAGUACAAAACUGAGCCGUGUCGUACGUUUCACACCAUCGGCUUCUGCCCCUACGGGAUCCGCUGCCACUUCGUCCACAACAAUGAGGAAGAAAUGAAACACUCCCUCUCCCGCUCUUCCUCAUCUUCUUCCUCCUCCUCAAGCGUUCUCCCUCAGCCCCUGUCCUCCUCUCGCUCGCACAGACCCCCUCUUGUCAGACAGAGCUUCAGCUUUGCUGGGUUUCCCUCUGCUCCCCAACAGGCCCUUCAGCCUGCCCUUCCUGCUCAUCCUCCUCCUGCCACCGCCACUUUCACACGUGCUCCCUCAGCCUCUCCUCCUUCCUGCGCUGAUAUUACUGACCUCCUCUCUCAUGCCUUCCUGGAGAUGGACUCUGCCUUCGAGGCCUCCCCUGUCCACCAAUACCCACCCAACAUGGGCCAGGCCACUCCAGCAGAUCCACGGUCUCCAUUUCUGCCUUCUCCAGACUCUGGCUGUUCUCCAUGUGGCCUGUCACCGACUGCCUCCCCCUCUCUGAGGCAGAGUCCCAAUGCUACUGGGGUCUUUUCAGGGCCACUCGGUACCCGAUCCCUGUCCUACACCUCUCUGUCAGACCAGGACCAGGAUGGAAGCAGCUCCGCUAGCUCGCUCAGUGGAUCUGAAUCCUGCAAUAAUGAUGGCAACGGCAAACGUCUGGCCGUAUUCAGUCAGCUCUCUGUUCCUGAGGAUGCUACUGGGUUCUGCCUUUAGGCUGCAGUGUGCUGGAACACACACAAACACACGCACGCACACACACACAUACACAUAUACAUACAAGAGACACAGACAUGCAGACCCCUGGACACUAUGUCCAGAACAACAUAUGUAUAUGCAGUACACACAUGUCCACAUUCAAUCACAACCACCCCUAUAAAUGCACACUUUUCCUCUCACACACAGCCACUGGACUGACAGUUUAGACAUGUUCUUUGUGGUGUCAAAGGAAACAAAGACUGACUCAGAACGCUCAGAGAGAUUCGCCUGAUAGAUUUAUGUGGUUAUAUUUCAAUGUCGUGCGUAAGGGUUGCAGAGUGAUGUGUUGCCACCACCAAAACAGAAUACACAUAUCAAGAUAGAAGUUUAUGCUUUAUCAAAACAGUAUGCUGAGAUGGCACAUUGCGACAAAGAUAUUGUAAUCACAGUGUGAUUGGGCCUCGGGGCCGCCUGUUGUUUAGUCCAACCACAUAAUCCAUUUUUACUCCUGUCAACAUCUUGUGAAUGGUCUAAAGAGUGUGAUAAAGCCAAAGACAUCUGUUUGUAGCUUUUGAUUAUGGUGGGACAAACACACAAUGUGACCUAUGUUUAGGAAUUGUUGUUUGUUUUUUUCCAUUAACUGUACACAGUAGUAUUGUGUUUAUAAGCUAGUGAAAGUGUUCUCCUCAUAACUGUGCAGUCUGAGGUUAUGUUUGGAUAACUGGCCUCAAAUAGUAGGCCUUAAACCUGAAUGUUAAGUUUUUAAACAGCUGAAGUGCCUGUAGUGUUUUUUUAACAGGUCAUGUUACAGUGUUGAUCCAAGAUUUGCUGGUUUGUUAGGGGAGAUGUGAGGUGGGGUGUGAGAUUUUUUGUUUUGUUUUUUUUUGUCAAGGAAGUUCUCUCUGUUGUGAAGAGUGUUGCUCUUCUGUCUCAUGUGCAUUAAUGACAAACUACCACUGUAAAAUGACCAAAUUUACACUGCUUUACAGUCAUGGAGGAAGGAGGCUCAGUUUGACUUUACAAAAUAAGCCAGGUUCCAUGUUCUUGUCAUGGAACAUGUCAGGACAUGGGAGUUUUUUAGGCUCGGAUCUGUACAAAUGUGACCGCAGUAACAGCAACAGGACAACAAAAACCUACAAAUGAGAUGCCAUCACGUAAUUCUGCAUCUUAUAUUGAGUUUUGUCUAAUUGGUUAUGAUGGAUAUAUAGCUUGAGUUGCGAGGCGCUUGGCUCAGACGUAAAGUCAAUCAAGUCCAGAACACUUCAUGAAAGACCUUUUUAGUCUUAAGCAUGUAUCCUAAAAUGUUGUGGUGCUAAUCUGUAUUUUAGAAAAUUUUAACAUUCCCAGGAUUGGGAUUUUCUUUCCCUCUCCUCAGGCAGUUAUAGGCACAGCACUGGUGUCAUGUUUUCAUGACUCUCACCCCACUAUUUCCCAUCUCUCUUCCCUCAUUCAGUAUUAAUUCUUCCUGUUACGGCUUCGUACUGUUAUGAAUGUGUAGCGUCCUGGUCACAGUCCAUGUGAUCGUGUGCCACGGUCUGUUGCCUUACCGAGCUAGAUCCAGCAUACUGUAGGGUUAGUGUUUUAGAAAUGUUACUUGGCUGUUUUGUGUGUUUAUUAUGUAGUUGGUUAGAAGAACAGACUCUGUCCUGUUACUGCUCUAUUUAAAAUUGCCUUUUCAUCAACAUGUUUGAGGCCUGUUUAGUGUUAAAGGUGAUAAUCUUUAGUAAAUUAAUUUCUUUAAUUUAUUUUAACGUAUUUAUAGAGGACUGAGUUGUUAAUGCUUGUAUCAAGUUUAAUAUAUUUAGGUUUCUUUUGCUUUUUUGUACUGGAAAUAAAGUUUUUUUUGUUUUUUUAAACCGA